This is a messenger RNA of Necator americanus (New World hookworm), 1431 nucleotides long. RefSeq lists its product as uncharacterized. The record is from RefSeq and is a predicted model, not a curated record. Gene Ontology annotation, molecular function: L-alanine:glyoxylate transaminase activity; L-serine:pyruvate transaminase activity. Gene Ontology annotation, cellular component: peroxisome. The coding region runs from base 1 to 1431 and encodes 476 amino acids. The transcript is spliced from 10 exons. NCBI's taxonomy places the organism in Eukaryota, Metazoa, Nematoda, Chromadorea, Rhabditida, Ancylostomatidae.
AUGCCUAGUAUAUCAGUGAAUUCCGGAUGUAGCCGUGGAUAUAAGGUGAACCUGACCUGGUGGUGUCUUCCUGUGCACUCUACAAUCGAGGGGUACGAGAAAAAAAUCGAUCGACUGCUGGCUGGGGUGGCCCCAGCCGAAAUCGUUGAGCACCCACCCGGCUGUGCCGAGCCAGCGGUCACCCAUCACUAUCUCACACCAAUGAUCUGCAGUCGCCUUGCACCCACAUUCCUUAGGUGCUCCAGCACUUUACGACACAUUACGGUCACAGCAAUGUCAACAUGUCAACCACCAGCAUGUCUUCAAAAAGAUAUGGACAUACCGCCACGGCAAUUAUUCGGCCCAGGACCAUCAAAUAUGCGAGAUGUGAUCGCCGAAUCGCAAUCUCGAUCCUUAUUGGGACAUCUACAUCCUGAAUUUAUUAAGGUGAUGUCAGACACUCGAGAAGGUCUCCAAUACAUCUUCAAAACAAAAAAUGCUUACACUUUUGCUGUCAGCGGGACAGGACAUGCUGGCAUGGAAUGUGCUGUAAUAAAUCUUGUGGAAAGAGAUGAUGUGUUUUUGGUGGUGGAAAUUGGUAUCUGGGGGAAGAGAGCCGCUGAUCUUGGAGCUAGGAUUGGAGCCAAGGUGCAUACGGUCACCGCACCACACGGUUGUGCCGUCGAGGUGGAAGCGAUUGAAGAGGCUCUUGCUAAGUAUAAACCGGCCGUACUGUUCGUUUGUCAUGGUGAGAGCUCAACUGGUGUAUGUCAACCGUUAGUGGGACUUGCAGAAGCAUGUCAUCGUCAUGGGACCCUACUACUGGUGGACACGGUGGCGUCACUGGGGGGAGCAGAGUUUCGUAUGGAUGACUGGGAUGUGGACUGUGUGUAUUCGGCAACACAAAAAGUCCUGAAUGCACCACCAGGAUUGGCACCAAUUUCAUUCAGUGACAGAGCAAUACAAAAAAUCAAAAAUCGAAAGGAACGCGUGCCAUCGUUUUAUUUUGACGUUCUCGAAUUGGGUAACUACUGGGGAUGUGAUGACCAGGCAAAGCGAUACCAUCAUACGGCUCCUAUUUCGUCCGUCUAUGCGCUUCGAGCUGCACUUGCUGUCAUCGCGAAAGAGGGGAUCGACGAAGGAGUGCGCAGACAUGUAGAAAAUGCGAAAUUUCUCUACGAGAAACUAAAAGAAGAACGGUUGGAAUGUUUUGUUGAACAAGAGAAAUGGCGUCUACCAUGUUUAACGACAGUAAAAGUUCCGGAAGGAGUCGAUUGGAAAGGAGUAAUGGAAGAAAUGAUGAAACAAGGCACAGAGAUAGCCGGAGGGCUUGGACCAACGGUGGGAAAACUCUGGCGAAUUGGUACCUUCGGAGGGAACUCGGACAAGCAGAAGAUCGAAAAAGUGGUAAAGCUGCUUGCGGAAACGAUAAAGAAGAAAUCAAAUAUUUAA